GCUGCGCCGCACUUCUUGUAUCUAAUCGAUGACGUCACCUAUUAGCAUCCUCAGCGAUCGUGAGGAUUUGCUAGACGAUAUUACUUCGUCUCAAGCGGAAGUCUGUUCACGUCAAAACGCUCAGCAUCGCACUAUCUCUCCAACCGACUCUGCUGGUGAACGGAUCUCGGUGUCUAGCAGUCCUUCAAGUCUAACUCAUGUGGAUUUACCGGAAGUUAUUCCAGACGACCUUGAUGUUCCUGACUUGGCAUCAUACAUCCAGAAGGCGGUUGAGAGAGUGCAAGGGAAACCCCGUUCUAUCGAAGAGAUUGCCUCCGAACUGGAUCCUGCUGAAGGAACAAAACUCCGGUUAUACCAACUAUCGGGGGAGGAUCCACCUUCCCUCAAAGAAAAUGACAAAAGUCAUGUUGGUCAUCUCUAUGCCGACUGCUUCUCUAUUUCGUCUCACCCGUGGCCUACUGUUAAUGGUCUCAACGAAAACAUUCCUCGCCCAGUUUCGGUGACACAUUUAGUAUCAGGCGAGGAGGGUGCAGUGAACGAUUCUAUCAAAGACCCAACUCAAUUUGCUUCUUUCGCCUCUUUUACGGAACCCACGGUGCUGUGUUCAGAUACAUGGACGACAACCGAUAAGGCUAAUUCAGAGAUGGAUCAAACUGCCUUUCGCCAGUGCGCCGGUUAUGAUACAGAUGAAUUCGGGGAUGACGAUUUUGGUGAAUUCACUUGCUUGACUACGCAACUUAACACAGACGUGUCGCAGAAAGCCGACGAAGCAAUUGGAACGGCAGAAAUUUUACAACGUUUGCUAUCCCACUUAGAACCAGUUCUGAGGCGCACACUUCAAUUGAACGGUGAUAGUCUCCUGAAUGAUUGGAUAUCCGCGGUUCCAACCAACUCUCAUUACAGUACUGCAGGCUUCCAGCCGAUAGGCGAUUGUACUGUUUCUUACUCCAGUGGGACCGGUCUUUGGAACAAGCUACUUCCUCCGAAUCGCUUGCACGACUUCCGAUAUCGUUGGAACAAAUCAAGUAUUUACGAGGCUUGUCUUCAAUCUAUUCAUGUGGAUAUGCGCCAUGCCAUGCCUCCUUUUGCGAACCACUUGCGCUUACUGGAACCGGUGAAACUGAACCCUCAAAAACCACCCGAUUCUGUUCUAGCGGUGACAUCUGCGACUCAUGAUGUCGGUUCACUAUCAGUGACCCCCAACGGCGGAACUCUUACACCAGAUCUCUCCUUGAAUCCCCAACCUAACUACGCCACAACUAUCGUCGACAAACCAAACGGAGAUUUGCAUCUGUUGUCCGACACUGCGGAUUCCACCGGGCAAUUGGAUUUAGGCGAUUUUGACAUUCGGCCAUCUCUGUCUGUUCGCACAACUACAGAUUCAACCCGAUCCAGAUUGUUAGAGCUGGAGCGUGAAAUAUUUGCUGAGGUAGCCCCCUUGCCCGUUCAAUCUCUUCCACCACAGCUAUCCACCGACGUGAGCUACAACUCAACGCCUGAAAGAUCAGUUCACAGUUCAAACGUACGCACCACUUUAUGCAAACUCCCGAAACUUGCCUACAUGCGAGCUAAGUGCUUAAUGUUCCCGCUGGCUGACAUUCGAUCCACUUAACAUCUGCGAAGCUUGUGCUCUGUGAUACUCCCUUACUGUUUUUAGCACGUGAUCUUCAACUUCUCCCUCUGAUCAAUGGUAAUUUUUUCUGAUGCUUUUAAACAUGCGUCCUAUUUUUGUGCUCU
Molecule: messenger RNA, 1737 nt
Organism: Dicrocoelium dendriticum
Lineage: Eukaryota; Metazoa; Platyhelminthes; Trematoda; Plagiorchiida; Dicrocoeliidae
Source: the annotation of a GenBank genome assembly